This is a messenger RNA of Malassezia globosa CBS 7966, 2055 nucleotides long. RefSeq lists its product as uncharacterized. The coding region runs from base 1 to 2055 and encodes 684 amino acids. The record is from RefSeq and is a predicted model, not a curated record. Gene Ontology annotation, cellular component: Tec1p-Ste12p-Dig1p complex; nucleus; Ste12p-Dig1p-Dig2p complex. The transcript has a single exon. Gene Ontology annotation, biological process: sexual reproduction. NCBI's taxonomy places the organism in Eukaryota, Fungi, Basidiomycota, Malasseziomycetes, Malasseziales, Malasseziaceae. Gene Ontology annotation, molecular function: DNA-binding transcription factor activity.
AUGGAGCGACCUGAUGCUCCUGGCGCUGGCUCGUUGGGACCGGAGCAGCGUGGGUUUUCUACAACAUCAUGCACCGACUCCGUCCUCAGCGAUACAUCCUGCCCGCCAUCCUAUGACCCAUUUCUGCCAUCGUCUGUGUUUGGUGCAGGGGAUGUGCCGCCAUUCGACUCAACCGCCAACUUGCUCUCGUCCGACAUAAAGAAUGAGACUUCCUCUUGGGACACUCACGACUCGCUAAGCAUUGACCUCGGUCGUGUGUCGUCUCUCACUCUUGGCACACCUAUCAGCCAAGGGCGGCACCCUGUGACGGAGCAACCUCAUCCUUACCCAUCGCCGCAGUCGGUGCAACCAUUAGAGCUGCCACCACAAUCGUAUUCACCAUUGCAUUCGCCAUCGCAGCCGCAGCCGCAGCCGCAGGCGUCGGCGCCGGCGCCAGCUCCAGCUCCAGCGCCUCCCCAUUCUGUACAUACGAUCCCAUUUACGACUUCACCCGUCCCGCAAACGCCAUGCGCUCCACGACGCCAUGGAUCCAACCACUCAUCUAUCGCUUCGUCUGCCGAUGAGUUCUCGCAUCCAUCUGACGUCCAGAACGUGUCGCCAUACCAAGCGUCUCUGCCUCACAAUGCCAGUACGACAGGCUCGAUUCCCAUGACGCCUCUGACACAGUCAGAUCGGACGUCUCGUCACACAGCUGAUUUGUCGACGAGCUCUUAUGCAUCGCUAGCGACACCCGAGUAUGGCCCACCCACCGGUCCACGAUUCAGCAGUGUGCCUGAUGUAUUUUCGCCCUACAUUCCGCCGCCGGAUCUGUCAGCGUACAGGACUGCAGCUCCCGAGACAAGUCCUACGCCCCGCAAGUCCUGCACACUACCUGUCUACAUGGAGUCCAUUCCCGGCACACCCGACGUGACCAGCACACCCCAUCCAUUGUGCAUGCCACCGAUGCCUCCUACAUCUGCAGGUCCUAUGACCUCUCCUGGUGGCCAAAUUCUUCUGGACGACCCCUUUGUGCCUAUGCCAUACUAUACACCCGCACCGACGUCCACUCUUCCGCCGCCAACGCCGCCGCCACCACCACCACCACCAGCAGCAGCGCCAUCAGGGCCCUCGUCUUCUAUGCCUCAUCGGUCUCAUCCACAACCCCCUCCGCAUCCAUAUGCGCAGUCACACGCAUCCCUGCACAACAUAUUGCCGAUGGAACAUGGGAAUGGCUUGUCACAACAUGCACCGCCUAUGAUGUCGCGUGUUCUGUCCGCGCCUGUAGGUCCCUUGUGGCCACACGAGUCACCAGGACCUCCCAUACCCUACACGCCGAUUCAGGAGCGAUCUUUGCCGACGUCGCCAGCUUCCAAUGGUGGUUAUGCCUUGCCCGUAAGCUCCGUGGCAAUGGCUCGCAAAUGCUUCACUCCAUACUCAAAGCAGAACUCGAUUUACUCGUGGCCGUAUCAUGAGAUGGAAUACUAUUCCUCGUCCAUGUCCGCGUCAAGGAGCAUGGGCUCUUUGGCGUCGCCUCUCCCCACGUCACCAGCCACACCCAGUGGCCCGUCUCGUCGCGGCUCGCAGAUGUCUCACAGUAUCAGCAUGCCUGGCGAUCAAAUCCCUGCGCUGCUUGACUUCGAGCGGCCUAGUCCCUCGCGGCAACGGGGCCGGAACCCCGGCCCACCACCUCUUGUCGUAAGCUCGGCAGAUAAGCUGCAUGUGUGCCAUUGUGGCCGGCGCUUCAAGCGCAUGGAACAUUUGAAACGGCAUACGCGCACGCAUACGCAAGAACGACCACACAAAUGUCCUGUGGCCUCUUGCGGCAAAAGCUUUGGCAGGACCGACAAUCUUGCUCAGCAUUUAAAAACGCACUUUCGGCCAGCCGGUCUGGCUGGGCGUUCCAGUGAACUCGCUCCGUUGAAGGACAAUACGCCAGCAACACACAUGCGGAACGACCCAUUCGCAGCGGCGGCGGCGGCGGCGGCCGCGGCUGCGGCUGCCGCCGCCGCUGCGUCGACCUCUUCCACAACCACAGUUCCUUUGCCAGAGCAUGAUAAAAUAAAGCAAGAAGACUAG